Molecule: messenger RNA, 1351 nt
Organism: Paramormyrops kingsleyae
Lineage: Eukaryota; Metazoa; Chordata; Actinopteri; Osteoglossiformes; Mormyridae
Source: RefSeq, a predicted model, not a curated record
CAAAGGGGAUGUUCGAGUAUAUAAAUAAAGUUCUUUCCAAAAGAAAAACACUGAGCAUGUUCAAAGGAUGCAAAACUCAUCACCUUUAAGAAACCAUCUCUCCAAUCAUCAUCCACAACUGCUUAUCCAGUAGAGGGUUGCAGUGUUUGCUUGGAGCCAACCCAGGAAGCCCAGGGCACAAGGCAGAGAAACACCCUGGAAAGGACGGCAGCCAAUUGUAGGGCCUUGUAAGAAAACAGCUCUAUGCUGUUUUAUUUUGUUGUUGCCUUGUGACAGAGAAAUGAACAUUUCGCUAGAGCUGGAAACAUACCAGUACUGCUAUCCAGCAGCUAAUGGAACGUGUGUUAAAAGUAGCUACUCUGGAUUUGCCAGGUUUGCCUUGUACGUGUUUUUUGCGUCAGGGAUGACCGUGACCAUCAUGGGGAACCUGGUGGUCAUCAUCUCCAUCGUGCACUUCAAGCAGCUGCACACACCGACCAACAUGCUGGUGAUGUCACUGGCCCUGGCUGACCUGCUUCUGGGGGCCGUCGUGAUGCCCUUCAGCAUGAUCAGAUCAGUGGAGGGCUGCUGGUACUUUGGAGAUUUUUUCUGCUCAUUACACUCCACUUUCGACUUGUUCCUCUCAUGUGUUUCAGUCUUUCACCUGAUUUCCAUUGCAGUUGAUCGAUACCAGGCAGUUUGCAAUCCACUGCGGUACCAUAACACAGUGACCAUUGCUGUGGCUUGGCUGAUGGUAGCGUUGAGCUGGGCUGCAGCUGCUUCUUACUCCUGUGGUCUCCUUUACUCUAAGGGCAGUGUGACAGGCCUAGAUGGAUACACCACUUCCAUAAAUUGCUUGGGGAGCUGCAUCCUUCUGCUUAAUGUGCUAUGGAAGGCUGAGCGGGUAUUCACCGUAACUCAACUUGGGCGGCCGCAUCAGGUCUCGGAGAAACGGGGUCGAGUCAGAGGCUGCAAGAGAGUAGAGUCCAGCAUUGUGCUGAGCUUGGACAACAUCCUCCUCUCCUAUACCACCUUCAGAGAGUCCAGCAUUGUGCUGAGCUUGGACAACAUCCGCCUCUCCUAUACCACCUUAAGAGAGUCCAGCAUUGUGCUGAGCUUGGACAACAUCCGCCUCUCCUAUACCACCUUAAGAGAGUCCAGCAUUGUGCUUAGCUUGGACAACAUCCGCCUCUCCUAUACCACCUUAAGGGAAUCCAGCAUUGUGCUUAGCUUGGACAACAUCCGCCUCUCCUAUACCACCUUUAGAGAGUCUGGCUCCAUCCCCACAACGUUACUGGCCUUGCGAAUCAGUUUAUUGAGUCUGUUGGCAUCCGCUACCCUCAGCCUGCUGCCCCAGCAUGCAACAGCAUAG